Molecule: messenger RNA, 542 nt
Organism: Panthera uncia (snow leopard)
Lineage: Eukaryota; Metazoa; Chordata; Mammalia; Carnivora; Felidae
Product: histone H2A type 1-E
Exons: 1
Coding region: 16-408 (130 amino acids)
Cellular component (GO): nucleosome
Molecular function (GO): structural constituent of chromatin; protein heterodimerization activity; DNA binding
Source: RefSeq, a predicted model, not a curated record
AGUUACAGCACCAUCAUGUCUGGACGCGGAAAACAGGGUGGCAAGGCUCGCGCCAAGGCCAAGACGCGCUCGUCACGGGCCGGGCUGCAGUUCCCGGUGGGGCGCGUGCACCGCCUGCUCCGCAAGGGCAACUACGCCGAGCGGGUCGGGGCCGGCGCGCCGGUGUACCUGGCGGCCGUGCUGGAGUACCUGACGGCCGAGAUCCUGGAGCUGGCGGGCAACGCGGCCCGCGACAACAAGAAGACGCGCAUCAUCCCGCGCCACCUGCAGCUGGCCAUCCGCAACGACGAGGAGCUCAACAAGCUGCUGGGCCGCGUCACCAUCGCGCAGGGCGGCGUCCUGCCCAACAUCCAGGCCGUGCUGCUGCCCAAGAAGACCGAGAGCCACCACAAGGCCAAGGGCAAGUGAAUAUCUAAAUCCCAGUGUGCACUAAAGCUAAACUUUUAUACCCCAAAGGCUCUUUUCAGAGCCGUCCACAUUUUCACAUGAAAGAGUUUGUAACUCAAAUCGAGGCAACAGAAUUGCGUAAAAUUUAAACGGUU